Sphaeroforma arctica JP610 is the source of this 651-nucleotide messenger RNA. RefSeq lists its product as hypothetical. The record is from RefSeq and is a predicted model, not a curated record. The coding region runs from base 1 to 651 and encodes 216 amino acids. Lineage: Eukaryota; Ichthyosporea; Ichthyophonida. The transcript has 2 exons.
AUGUUUUCGACGUGUCUGGAGGGCAAUGCUCGUGAAGCAUUCAUCAUCAUAUUCACGGGUAUGGGUGGCUACGCGGUUUUGUCCAAUAUGAUUGGACUACGUAUGAGGACAGUGAUAAGAACCCGCGGUGGAAGAAAGGCCGUUACGACAGAAAGAAAGAGGAGAAGUACGACCGGGAUGCACGAGAUAGCUCGGUACUGUCCAACAGGUCGUUUGGUGGAAGGGACCGUGAUCGCAGCAGUGAUAGGGGUAGCGAUGACAGAUCCAGAUCCAGAGGUAGGAGUGACGAGCGUGAUGGUAACGACGAUAGGCGAAGAUAGCAAUCUCCGGUUAGAGGUGGCUCGUUGCCUCAAGGUUACAAGUGCUACACGUGUGGGGGUACCGACCACUGGAGUGAUGGAGAAGGAAGGGUUGAAGCAGGUGAAGAUACCCCGCGAGGGUUUGAAAGCUUAUGACGGGUCGUUGAAAUUAUCUCCAAUGUACGGAGUCAAGACCUGUAUAUCUAUAGAGUUAUUUAACACAGAUACAGACCAACUAUGCUCUUUUCAGACAGAUGAAAUUUUGUAUUACGUCUUAGAGGUGGUGCCGAUGGGUAAAGAGGCGACACUGGGCUUCAUAACACAAAGGGAUAAUCAUUUUUUUUUGGGAUAA